Molecule: messenger RNA, 5928 nt
Organism: Gaeumannomyces tritici R3-111a-1
Lineage: Eukaryota; Fungi; Ascomycota; Sordariomycetes; Magnaporthales; Magnaporthaceae
Exons: 2
Coding region: 630-5654 (1674 amino acids)
Molecular function (GO): protein binding
Source: RefSeq, a predicted model, not a curated record
AGCUGCAACGGGCUGCAACUCGUCAGACCACAAAAAAAAACCCCUCGCGACGCAUUCGCUGGCCUGCCAGCCCGAUGAGUGGGGAGGGGAUAACAGUGGUAGUGGUUGGGAGCGGGAGGCGAUCUUUUUUCAAUGUGCCAGUCCCCCCCUGCCGCCCUCGUUGCCACCGCCCUUCGACUGUUGAUGCGCAAAAACACAACAUGGCGCUCUCUUACAAGCACCUCGGGGAUCUUUCCCGCGCACAGCAGACACGGAUCGAAUCUAGCAGGACGAGAGUUGCAGGCUAGACAGCCGCCUCACGAGCAUCGGACCAUCUUUUUCUUCACUACCAUAUUUCACCAUUUACACCUAUUUGCAUCUUGCAGCAGGCCCUGCCCCUCAAAUCGUGUCCCCUCGUUCUAGCCAAGCCCGCGUAUAACGGAAAGCCAGUGCUACCUUCUCUGCCCGCAACACCGCCAAAGGAAGAGACGGACUGUGGUAUAAUAUCAGGGAAAAGAGCAGCGCAAAAAGCAGGAGAGAAGUAAUAAGAGCAGGGAAGCAAUCACAAAGAUUGGAAACAAAAAGUACAGGAAAGAGCAGAGGCAAUCAGCCCCUGCCGUCUUUUAUUGUCGUGGACCAGCCCGCCCAGGAUGGAGUCUCGACCUCGGAACGAGCCUCGCCCAGGCCUCCUCAGCGAGAGGCAUUCCUUCCCUCUCCAGACGCCGUCGCUUUCAGUCUCGGGCAUCCGCAGAGGACUGACUCGCGGCUUCAGCUUCCAGCGAAGAAGCACCAUCGCCAGCGCCAGCGUCACCAUAUCGUCUGGCUGCACCAACGCCAGCUCCGACGUCGCCUUCCAGGCCGACACUUGGGGCCCGCUCGGCCUUAAUCUUCUGCACUCGCCGCCCGAGCCCCUGAUCGACUUCAUCUUCGUCCACGGCCUGCGCGGCGGCUCCAUCAAGACAUGGACCAAGGGCGGCGACCCGCGCCUGUUCUGGCCCCAGGCCUGGCUCCCCCGUGACCCAGACCUCCAGCACGUCCGCAUCCACUCGUACGGCUACAACAGCGACUGGGGCGAUAACAAGCAUGACUUCCUGGACCUCGAUGACUUUGGCCGCUCGCUGUUUGGCGAGAUGUCGACGUCGCCGCACCUGAGGCGCGACAAGACGCCCAUCAUCCUCGUCGGUCACUCCAUGGGCGGCCUGGUCAUCAAGAAGGCCUACCUCUUCGCCCAGCGUGACAGCCAGGCAACGGACCUUGCUUCGAGGAUCCAGUGCAUGUUCUUCAUGGCCACGCCGCACCGCGGCAGCGACUCGGCCAAGCUACUGAACAACAUCCUGCGUGCGAGCGCCGUCCACAACAGCAAGGGGUACAUCACCGACCUCAUUCCCAACUCGUCGCAGAUUUCCAGCAUCAACGACGAGUUCAGGCACUCGACCGACUCCCUUCAAAUCUGGUCCUUCUACGAGACCGUCAGGACCAAGCUCGGCACUAGUAGCGCCGCCAUCGUUGGCAAGGAAUCUGCUAUCAUGGGACACAAGCAAGAGAUAGUGAACCCGUUGUAUGCCGACCACAGGAAUAUCUGCAAGUUCGACAGUCCCGCAGAUCCAAACUACGCUUUCAUCCGGAACUCGUUGGUAAAGGCCACCGAAGACGUCCUUGGCGACAUAUUCACUGAAAAGGCGGACGAGACUAGGGUCGAGAUCAGCUUGCUCGAGACGUACCUGCACAUCACCCACGACCCCGAAGACGACAUACUCAACAUUGAGUCCAAAAAGAUUCCAGGGUCUUGCGAAUGGCUUCUGGAAACACCAUCUUUCCGGGACUGGAGAGACGGGGAUUCGGCAAAGCAUCCACUGCUAUGCUACUGGCUGACGGGCCAGCCGGGCGCAGGGAAGUCGCUCUUGACGUGCCACACCAUCCGACACCUGCAGGACGACCUCGGCGUGGAUACAUGCUACUACGUCUUCCGACAUGGGCGGCGGGGGCAGCAGACUGCCAGCAGCAUGCUCCGUGCCCUUGCCUUUCAGAUGGCCAUGUUGCACCCCGCCGCCCGUAGGGCCUUGGUUUCCAUGAGCGAGGCAGGUGUCACGUUCGACAAGGACGACGAACGAACCAUCUGGAAGAAGAUAUUUGUCAAUGGAGUCCUGUCGCUCCCAAUCCCCUCGGCACAGUAUUGGGUUAUCGACGGGCUCGACGAGUGCAUCAAUGCAGACCGACUCCUGUCGUUGCUCUGCAGCCUGCAGCCUGAGCCCGACCGCAUUUCCCUGCGAAUCUUCUUUAGCUCCCGCCGACUACCGGACCUUGAAAGGCACUUCUCCCGCUUCGACACCGAUGAGCGGCUUUACCGCCAUCAAAUCAGCUUCGAGGACACACGGGCCGACAUUCAGCGCCUCGUAGAAGACAGCUCCGACAGCCUUCCUGUCGAGCCGGAGAGACGGGCUGAGCUUGUUGAGAAGUUGGUAUCCCGAUCUGACGGUGCCUUCCUCUGGGCUGACUUGGCGCUUGAUGAGCUUGGCAAGGUCUUUGACGAGGACGAGAUCAACGAGGCGCUGGACCAGGUUCCCCUUAAGAUGGAAUCACUGUACACUCGCAUUCUUGAGGAUAUGGAAAACAACAGGCGCCAUAUCAAGCUAAUGGCGGCACUCCUCGAGUGCGCGGUUUGUAGCACGCGUCCGCUCAAAGUUGACGAACUACAAGCCUGCCUCUCUUUACAGCUCGGCUCACGGGUCCUCAAUAUCGAGCGCAUCAUCGACGAGUUGUGCCCCCAGCUUCUCCGUGUCGAUCCCCACGGGAACGUGCAGCUCGUUCACGCAACCGUCGGCGACUUCCUCCUGAGCGACGACUGCACAUCCGCCUUUCAGCUGCAAAAGAGCGCCGCACACGCAGACCUAGCCACCGUCUGCCUUGGGUACCUAGUCGAAGAUGAGAUGCGCCCACCCCGCCACCCUGCGUUUGCAUCCAAGGCCUCCGCCAAGGUAAAGGUUAGGUCGGCGUUUGCCGACUACGCCUGCACUUCGUGGUCUGAACAUCUAGCGCUGUCGUCUUCGGCUUCGGACGAACUGUUCCUCCUCUUGGACAAGUUUUUCCGAUCCAACGUGCUGUCGUGGGUAGAGCAUGUCCUCCGCCGGAAGGGCAACCUCUACCACCUGGCAAGAGCAUCGAGGAAUCUGCAGAGGUACCUCGAUCGGAGGGUGAAGCACACGUCUCCUAUUGGGAAGCAAUUCAGCAACAUACAGGCUUGGCAGACGGACCUCGCGCGCAUCGCACUCAAGUUUGGCACCAGUCUGCUCGAGGACCCUUCGGCAAUUCACUUUGUCGUCCCUCCCUUGUGUCCUACCCUCUCCGGCAUACAUCGCGAGUUUGGCAACAGUGCCAAGGGGCUCCAUUUGGCCGGAAUCACCAACGAGACCUGGGACGACUGCAUAUGCUACAUCGACUAUCGCCUUGGGCGUGCUGUGUGUCUGACGGCUUGCGACGGCUGGUUCGCCAUAGGUAUGAAGUCGGGACACGUCAAGCUCUACCGACAAACUGCUUGCGACCAAGCUGCCCAGCUCGACCACGGCGAGCCUGUCAGGUGCUUGAAGUUUGACCAUGCCUCACGGCGGCUUGUGUCCUUUGGCUUCAGCAAGAUGAAGAUGUGGAAGAUUGACGACGCAACCUGUUUAUGGACCGUUGCUCGCGAUUCCAAGAGCCUUGUGACCACGGUCACUUUCACCGAGGACGACAGCUCGCUCCUUACGGUUGACAAGCACGGCAACAUUGCGGCCUUUAGCGCCAAGUAUGGCAUCAGGAUUGACGAGCCGAGCACCGCUCAAACCUUGACACACAGACGCGGCACCCGGCAGGUCAUCUUGGACGCCGACAUCUGUCCCAAUGCCGAGCUGCUCGUGAUCGCGCACCGGGGCAGACCUCCACAGAUCUGGGGACUGCAGCCAGACGUUAUGAUUGGUGUUUGCAAUCUCCGGCGGGAUACCCCAGGACACCCCAUCAUGUCAGUUUCCGAGGUCCUCUUCAACCCGAACCCGGCCAUCGAGCUAUUGGCCGUAUCAUAUCAGGACGGCGAACUUGCCAUCUUUGAUCGCUGGGCGGAAGAGGAGCACGAGCUCAAAUCAGUGGCUGGAAACGCGUUGGCGCUCUCCUCGAGCCCUGACGGACACACCCUGGCGACUGGGGACGCCCAUGGGGUCAUAAAGCUUUGGGACUUUGAGACCUUGUCACUCAUGUACUGCAUUCGCUCCAACGAGACCGAGGUGCGGUCACUGGCCUUCAGCGGCGACGGCAGCCGCCUUUACGACAUCCGAGACACCAAGACCAAGGUCUGGGAGCCCUCAGUGCUUCUACGCAAAGCCGCGACGGAGGAGUCGAGCAUCAGUGAUUCCGUGGCGGCACUAAUCCCAGCUGUCGACGCGCCUGUCAGCCAAGAGACCCUCGAUGUGACGCACGUUAUCGCCCCGCCAGGUGCCGGCUGUAUCCUCGCUGGUCGCAACGAUGGAGCCGUUGCCGUCGGCGACCUGCACACCGGAAUCAUUGCUUCCUCGCCGCUCUAUACACAUCCCAAGGGCACAUACGUCACCAAAAUCGCUUGGAACAGUUCCCUCAUCGCGAGCGCCGACUCGGAUCGUCAGGUCGAAGUGCGCGCCAUUAGAGACGGAAGCCAACCGGGGUCUCCAGCACCUUGGUCCGCGGACCAAACGCCCAUCUAUGAAACUAAGCUCGAUGGGCCCCUUCUGACCUUGAUGCUCCACCCAGACCAGCCGUUGCUGUUGAUUUCCUUGGGUCUCGAAACAAGGCUGGUGGACCUGGUAUCAAGAGAGGAACGCAUACUUCGUUGCGAGCACGAUGACGACCCGUUCCGCACCUGGGCCUGGGUUACCUUGCCGCAUGGACCUGUUUGCGUCCUUGGUGCUCGCGCGCACGAAAUCGACGCAUUCACCUGCGAGCCAGGGCCUGAGAUGACCCUGUUCUACAGAUGGGGAGUUGCCGCCAAAGACGCUGAGCCGGCGGCAAUAGAGAACAUCGCGGUCGACAAAUCAGGCAGCUGUAUUGCCGUCACUCUAGAGGGUGAUCUUCAACACCCGGAAGCGCCCAAGCUGCUCCUCUACCGAGCCUCGGCCAUCGGCGCUGCCCUCGAGACAGGCGACGGUCCGAAAGCCGAGACGGCUGCGGGAGACAUUUUGGGGCAACUUCCAAACCGAAGCGUCAAGGCCUUCUACGGCUUUUACGGCGACCGUGUUGUCUUUCUGGAUCACGACCUCUGGGUGCGCUCCGUCGCCACCGCCGUCUCCAUCCCGCUCGGCCCUAGACGGGUGAGGCGAAGGCGCAGCACAUUCAGCAGCAGGAGCACCGAGGAGCCAGCAUCCAACGGACACUUCUUCGUGCCACGCGAGUUCAUCAGCACGAGCAACGGGGCGGACCCUGUCUUGACGGUCGACGGUGCCGUCAUCUUCCCGCAGGAGGGGGAGCUCGGCGUCAUCCGAAACGCGCUAGAGUGGACAUUUGGCAACUCCACGGGCGACGACCAGCAGAUAAGCUCGCACUCUCCCUCCUCCUCUUCUACGGCCGGGUCGGGGUCCGCCCGGAUGAGGAGGCGCAGUGGGACCAACAACUCCAACUCCCUGGGGCGAGUAUCCGGGAGGAGAGCCUUCAACACAGCGAUUAGAACUCCCAUAGCGUAGGGUGCCGCGUGCUUUCGUCGAUGGCAGUUGGUGGUGCAUACCUUGGUUGAACACUCCCUCCAUCUCUGUCCAGGCUCAAAUAAGAAUGUAUCCUUGAAACCUAACUCAAUGUAUAUGUGUGCCUGUUGGUUCGGUCUUGGAACCGAAGUUACGAUAUUCUCACCAGCAACUAUAAUUCCUGGUUUUGCCCAAUCACGUCGAAAAAUUGACGUCCCAUCACUCACAACCUCAGUCGUGUCAAGACUACCCCAGAAUGGACAGUGUAAUUGCUCGG